Ricinus communis (castor bean) is the source of this 723-nucleotide messenger RNA. RefSeq names its product signaling peptide TAXIMIN 1. Lineage: Eukaryota; Viridiplantae; Streptophyta; Magnoliopsida; Malpighiales; Euphorbiaceae. The transcript is spliced from 2 exons. Bases 315 to 542 code for a protein of 75 amino acids. The record is from RefSeq and is a predicted model, not a curated record.
CUUUAUUCUAAAUUCUGAUGUGUGUGGUGUUGUUUGAUUAAAGAAAACAAAAAGCAUCAAACGUGGCUCUCUUCCUCGCUGUCCUCAUAAAUACAGUACGCGUCUGCUGAUCCUCUCCUCUCUAAUAACAGAUCAAGAAAAGUAAACACUAAUAUUAUUAUUUAUUUAUUAUCACUGCUUGUUUAGAUAAAGAAAAGGUGGUCUUGAAAAGCAGAGUGUGGUAGUAGUAACAGUAGAAGAAAGAGAGAUUCUUUAGCUAUAAUAAAGAAACUAAACUACUUUCUGAGAAAGAAAGAAAGCAAGAAACAAGCAACAUGUGUGACGGUGAUUGCAGGCCUUUAGGCUUUCUUUUAGGCCUUCCAUUUGCCCUUCUUUCUCUCCUCGUCUCCAUUGUUGGCGUCGUGGUUUGGAUCGUCGGGUUGUUGUUGACAUGCAUAUGUCCUUGUUGUUUGUGCGUGACAAUAAUAGUGGAGCUUGCUCUGGAGUUGAUCAAGGCACCUAUUCAUGUCAUGGAGUGGUUCACCUCUCAAAUUCCCUGUUAGAUGUAAUAAUUUGUAAACAAAGACACUGAUUUUGAUCCCAUGUGUUAUAUGUAGGUUGGCUUUCAUGAUCUGUGAUUGCUUCCUCUUUUGUUUAUUUUCUUGCUCACUAUUGUAGGGAGAAUGAGAAAUUUGUGGCAUGAUUGAUUAGAUAAAUAUAUAUGUAAAUAUAGCUUUGCCUGAA